Messenger RNA from Ornithorhynchus anatinus (platypus), 4531 nucleotides. RefSeq names its product solute carrier family 16 member 9 (gene SLC16A9). The record is from RefSeq and is a predicted model, not a curated record. Lineage: Eukaryota; Metazoa; Chordata; Mammalia; Monotremata; Ornithorhynchidae. The transcript is spliced from 7 exons. Gene Ontology annotation, molecular function: monocarboxylic acid transmembrane transporter activity. The coding region runs from base 376 to 1905 and encodes 509 amino acids. Gene Ontology annotation, biological process: monocarboxylic acid transport; transmembrane transport.
AGGUAAGAAUUAGAAAUGUCACAUUUAUGUUGGAAGCUUUCCUCACCACUUCUUUCAUCUCAGUUCUUUGCCAUCAUUGUUUGAGAGUCUCGAGCCUUCAUUUGUUCCCUCCUUCCUUCCUGCCCCUAAAAUGAAGAAUUAGAGUUCUACUCAGUCAUUGCACAGCGUUGGUCUUUCUUAUAGAAAGAGUUCCUGGGGGAGACGAGGAAUGAUGACUAACAGAGUAAAGGUUUAAUGGCGCUGGGGCUCUGUGCACAGCAGGGCCGCCAUGGAACACCGUCGACUCGCCGGUUGGAAAUGAGUCGCCUUUGAAGCUGCGUUAACUCUUACCCGUCACAAGGACCUGCAGUACGCACCUCCUGAGUCCACCAGAAAAUGGAACUUAAAAAGUCGCCUGAUGGCGGAUGGGGCUGGGUGAUUGUCCUUGUGUCCUUCUUCACUCAGUUUUUGUGUUACGGGUCCCCAUUGGCAGUUGGCGUCUUAUACGUAGAGUGGCUGGAUGCUUUUGGGGAAGGAAAGGGGAAAACAGCCUGGGUUGGAUCUCUCGCAAGUGGAGUCGGAUUGCUUGCAAGUCCUGUCUGUAGCCUGUGUGUAUCUUCCUUUGGAGCAAGACCUGUAACCAUAUUCAGUGGCUUCAUGGUGGCUGGAGGUCUGAUGUUGAGCAGUUUUGCACCAAAUCUCUACUUUCUGUUUUUUUCAUAUGGGAUUGUUGUUGGCCUCGGAUGUGGCUUAUUAUACACUGCAACAGUGACCAUCACAUGCCAAUAUUUCGACAACCGCAGAGGCCUGGCCCUUGGCUUGAUUUCAACAGGUUCAAGCGUUGGCCUUUUUAUAUACGCUGCCCUGCAAAGGGAACUAAUCGAGCACUACGGCUUAGAUGGAUGCUUGCUGAUUGUCGGUGCAUUGGCUCUAAACAUAUUAGCGUGUGGCAGUCUGAUGAGACCCCUGGCGUCCUCAGGCGGCCCCUUACCGGAAAAAACGAGCCUGGAAAAUGUUCCUGACCAAUAUUCGUUGUACCAUGAAAAGGAAAUGAAUUUGGAGGAGAACAUUAGCAUCCUUGAAAAAGGCUACAAUGAGGGGAAAUGCACGAGUCCUCUGUCCAAUGGUGACUGCAGACAAGACAGCCCGGGAACUAAGAAUGGAUUAACACCAGGUCAGGCGAAGGAGGCCGAGACUUACAAAAAGAAAGUGGCCGAGCGGACGUAUUUUUGCAAACAGCUCGCCAAGAGGAAGUGGCAACUCUAUCUGAACUACUGGGAAGAAACGGUGCUUCUUUUUAAAAACAAAGUGUUUUCGGCCCUUUUUAUCGCCAUUUUACUUUUUGACAUUGGGGGUUUUCCGCCUUCGUUGCUUAUGGAAGAUGUAGCGAGGAGCUCUAAUGUGAAGGAGGAAGACUCUGUUGUGCCUCUCAUAUCCAUAAUCGGCGUUAUGACGACCGUUGGCAAACUUCUUUUAGGAGUGCUGGCCGAUUUUAAGUGGAUUAAUACUUUAUACCUAUAUGUAGCAACCUUAAUAACAACUGGCUUGGCUCUGUGUGCCAUUCCACUGGCCAGGAAUUAUGUCACGUUAGCAAUCCUUUCUGGGAUUUUAGGGUUCCUCAGCGGCAACUGGUCCAUCUUCCCUUAUGUGACAACCAAGACUGUGGGAAUUGAGAAGCUGGCCCACGCCUACGGGAUAUUAAUGUUCUUUGCUGGACUUGGGAAUAGCCUUGGGCCACCAAUUGUUGGCUGGUUUUAUGACUGGACACACACCUAUGACAUUGCAUUCUACUUCAGUGGACUUUGUGUUCUUCUGGGUGGGCUUAUUCUGCUGGUGGUGGCCUUGCCCUCCCUGGACACGUGUUACAGUCAGAGCUCCAAGCCGCCUCCAAACACUUACCUGUACAAAGCUGCAUCUAAUGCUUAGAUGACCACUGGAAUGCAUUUUCUACCGGCAAGCGACAUAUUUUAGUGGUUUGACACGUGAUUUAUGAGCAGCAAAGACUAUUUCGUAAUUGAAAAAUGUCAUUAUUGUUGACUCUUGCAGGAUGCAGAUUUCCUUAGCAAUAUCCUCUUUUAUCUAUCCUGUACUGUAUAGUAACUUUCACCUACUGUAUUUUCUUUUGGCCCAGUAAGAGGAGGGGUUCUGCUGUUUUGUCAUCAUCGGAAGCGUGGAAACUCUCGAUAGCAUCCGGAGGCUUCUGUGCGGACAGUCGCAGCAAACGCUGUGAUCCUCUCAUCCGUCCCCGGAUCAAGAUUCCCAGGGAGAAAACCGUCGAUUCUAAAGCUCUGAAGCAAGCAGUGCGGGGACACCACUGGGAACUACACUGCUCAUCCCAAAUCUCAAUUAUGGACCAUUUGAAAUAUUGUUCUAAAAGCCAGUAAACGAAAAAAACCCAACAAGCCAGGGAAUAUAUAAGAUGGUUGAAAUGGCAUUCAAAAAUGUCGGCACGAUAGUGCAUAUCCUCACUACUUCACCUCGUGCUAGAACAAGGGGACAGUUAUUAUCUUCUUGUAUUUCAUUGACCAGAUGCCAGCGGUUUACUUGGUAUUACACUGAGCAUACAAACAUCCCCAUCUCUGUUCUCGAGGAGCUUCACGAUGAGCACGCAGGCUCAGCAGUGUUAUUGCUACCAUGGCCCCGUCCACACCAUUUGCCAAAUAAGAUGUAAUCCACUUUCUUCUGGCAGCCUCCACUCCAUAGAUGUUUUAUCAGGAAGGGUUGGUUUCAUUUGUUUGUUUCCAAAUUGGAAAUACGCUGUUUUUUUUUCUUUCAACCAUUCCACGUAGCACAAAUGGGAAACAUGGUUUGUUUUCGGCACCGUGGGAACAGACGGCCUGUAUUGGUGAACUCCUGCAGGGCCGAGAAUUCUGAUUCAUUUCCUCAGUGGUACUUAUUGAGCCCUUAUUGAGCCCCUAGUGUGUCUAAAACACUGGACUAGGUAUUUAGGGAAAGGUUCAAGAAUGAUUCAGAGAGGGUGCCGUGCUCACAGGGGGAGCUGCCCAUUAAAGUUAAUAAAUGCUCAGUAAAUACCAUUGAUGGAUUAAGGUGUGCUGGAAAUCCUCAAAUUCACAAGGCAAAAAUAGAAAUGGAAAACAAAAUGGAAAUCCCAUUACUCCAACCCAGUAGCUUUCUCCACCAGCUUCCUUUGGGAAGAACCUUUUUGAAAAAGAGAUGUUGAGUGAGUUGAAGCUCACUCUUUCAAGAUCCUUAAAGACUAAAUGGUUUUCUUAAUUUUGGAAAGCUGAAGUGAUAAGCCACUGAAGAAGAAAGCCGCAAGUAAUAGAAAAUGGUUUUCUCAACAGAGAACUCCCUUCCCAUUGUGCCAAAAUGGCCUCUUCAUUUCUUUUGAAAUAUAUAAAUCAAUAUUUUGUACUUUAUAAGUUGCCUUUCUUCUGAGGCUCCUCAAGCACUUUACAACCAUUAAUCCUCACAACACCUCUGUGAGGUACGUAGUUGGCAGUUCCGAUAGGUGGGGAAACUGAGGCACAGAGUGGUUUAAGUGACUAGCCUAAGGACACUCAGCAAAGAAGUAAUGGAGCUAGGAAAGAUCUUGAUCACCUGCUCGUUAUUCUUUCUGCUGCUACUGGAAUUUCUUCCAUAACGCACUCCUUUUUGUUCUCCUAUGUGGUAGUUAAUAAGGACAGUGGCUUAAAAAUGAACUGAUAUUCUGUUCUAACAGAGCAUGGUUUUUUCACAAUGCACUUUGGAUAGAAUAUGAUGGCAAAAUUCCCACUCUAGACUGUAAGCUCACUGUGGACAGGGAAUGUGUGUACACACUCUGCUUUAUUGUACUGUCCUAAGUACUUAGUGCAGUGUUCUACAUAGAGAAAGCACUCAAAAGUAUGACUGAUCGACUGAUUGAAAAAUCAGGGAGUGUUCUUCUGACAACACGUGUCUGUCUGGAUACAGUGCGAUAUAGUGUCAGACAUGGGGUGAGUUCGCCCUCGUGUUUUCCUUAAUGCGGGAUUCUGCAAGGAUGCAAUCCCUACAUUUUAGGAGAACCAAAUGUUGAAGGUUUUGUGUGUUUAAUGAAAGCCUUCUGUAGCCAAUGACAGUGCAGCAAAAAUAUCCACCUCUGGUAUGCAUUGACUAUUCAUGGCACAUCCAUACUUAAUUCUUACAAUAUGACCACUCUCAGCACCCUAGAUAUCAGAAUGUAUAUUCAUCUUAUGUGACUUACUUUAUUUCAUUAUGUUUAUAUAUUAUCUACUAUUUGGGAAAAGCAUUUUAAGUUACAGUAAAAUAUAUACUGCCUCAGCCUAGGUUUCUCUUUUGGAGUAGUGUUCUAUUAACAGUCUUCCAUGUAACUUUGUUUAGAGGAUGGGGAGGGCAGUGUCCAAAUAUGAAAAUGUAAAUUGCCCUCAUCUUCUCUCAAGCAUUCAACUAAAUAGAAUUCUAUAUUGAGGCCAGGGUGUACCGGAGAGUAUGCCCCAUAUGCUCGUAAUGUAUGGCUAUAUUUGUGUUCUUGCAGCAUCUUAAUAAAGGAAAUUGGAUGGGGAUUUUCUUACCAGAUUUGACUUUGUCAUAAUAAAGAUUGUGCAGUAUUUUA